Messenger RNA from Fusarium poae, 1251 nucleotides. RefSeq lists its product as uncharacterized. The transcript has 7 exons. The record is from RefSeq and is a predicted model, not a curated record. Bases 1 to 1251 code for a protein of 416 amino acids. Lineage: Eukaryota; Fungi; Ascomycota; Sordariomycetes; Hypocreales; Nectriaceae.
AUGAAGCUCACAUCAUGGGCAACCUGCUCGCUAGGGCUCAUUGCUGGAGUGUUAGGUAUCGAGAGACCUGAGCUUUUCAAAGGCUUACCAAAUUGUACUUCUCCGUGUCUCGAUCUGUAUAGCGACUCGAUACUCGAUAUCACCGACAUUUGUAACGACAAAAGUCUAAAGAAUGAAAUCGAUAAUUGCAUCGCGCAUCAAUGUUCCGAUUUCGAACGUUUCGAAGUCGCGAAGAUUUAUACCAACGCAUGUGCCGAGAAACCCGAGGAUAAUCGAUUCGACCAUUACAUCCUCUUGCUUGCAGAGGUUCCAGCAUGGACUUUUGUUUGGCUUCGACUUUACUUGGGCUGGGUUACCUAUGAAAGACUUGCUUUGGACGACUAUGUGAUGACAGUAUGCGGAUUGAUAUAUACGGCGUUCAUCCCACUUGUUCACCUUUCAUACACCGCAGCCGACAGCACAAUUGACUCGACUACAAUCCCUGGGUUUAUCACAGACGCCCUCAAGUUUGUUUACCUGACCGAAAUAGCCGAGAUAGCCUGCUCUUGUCUGUUGAGAGUAUCGAUACUGCUCGUCUGUCUCCGCACAACUCUUUCCAGUCAUCACAUGAUAGCUACAGGCGCAACUAUCGUUUUCACACUCGCGUCCUCCAUCGUGCUGAUCUUGCUGCGUGUAUUCCGAUGUUCGCCGAUUGCAUUUUCUUGGGAGGCAUGGGCUCUAAGAGCAUUCGCUCUUGCGGUAUCUGGCCUUCGAGCUCAACUUCUGGUCGACUUCUUUACAAAAAUGAAACCGGUAUGGGAAUACCAUGAUCGGCUUAUCUGGAUGGACAUCGAGAUUGCUGUCCUGAUUCUAUGGGCGUGCUCGCCUGUCUGGCAGUUCUUCGCCGACUCGGAUUCCAACGACAGCGAGGUGCAAAAUCAAUCGACGUUGCUGAUCACCAACACCGACACCCCCACGAAAAGAGGGACGAAUUAUAAAUCAACAAAAACAGCCAUUCGAAGUACUGGAUUCUUAGGAAUGUUGACAAGAUCGCGCACAAAGAAGAAAUUCUCACCGGCCUUGCAUCUGGGAGACAAGACAUAUGGAGAUGUCAGGACAGAGAUACAAGGAGGUCAGAGAUUCUCCAUGAUUUCGCAAUUCACCGACUUGAUUGGUAUUCAGGUCAAGACGAGGACAGUCAGGCGUGUGGAAGAUAAUGAAUGGGACGCGGAGAAGGGAGUUGCCAGAGCGAACAUAAAGGCUGACGACUAA